Messenger RNA from Oryzias melastigma (Indian medaka), 6544 nucleotides. Its product is annotated as monocarboxylate transporter 2. Gene Ontology annotation, biological process: transmembrane transport; monocarboxylic acid transport. Lineage: Eukaryota; Metazoa; Chordata; Actinopteri; Beloniformes; Adrianichthyidae. Gene Ontology annotation, molecular function: monocarboxylic acid transmembrane transporter activity. The transcript has 5 exons. The record is from RefSeq and is a predicted model, not a curated record. Gene Ontology annotation, cellular component: membrane. The coding region runs from base 189 to 1634 and encodes 481 amino acids.
CGCGCGCAGCAGCAGCAGCAGCAGCGGCGGCAGGCUCGCGCGUAAGCGGCUCCGCACUCAGGAAACGCUCAGCCGCGCGGACACACUCAUCUCUCCGCUUCAAGGUCACCGAGCCGGCAGCCCGCGCGGGACCACGCAGGCAUCUUCACUCCCUCAAAGUGAGAACUCCAGGUUGAGGUGGGCUAGGAAUGCCUCCCCCAGCCACAGGUCCUCCCGCCGUGCCCCCACCGGAUGGCGGGUGGGGGUGGGCUGUGGUCUUAGCAUCUUUCAUCUCCAUUGGCUUCUCGUACGCCUUCCCCAAAGCGAUCACAGUCUUCUUCAAAGAAAUCCAGAUCAUCUUUGAUGCCUCCUACAGCCAGAUCGCAUGGAUCUCCUCCAUCAUGCUGGCAGUCAUGUACGCUGCAGGUCCCAUCAGCAGCAUAAUGGUGAACACGUACGGCUGCAGGCCCAUCGUCAUGAUGGGGGGCUGUCUCUGCGCCGUGGGCAUGAUCUCAGCGUCCUUUUGCACCAACGUCCUGCAGCUGUACAUGUGCAUCGGUGUUAUCGGCGGACUCGGACUGGCCUUCAACCUGCAGCCAGCACUGACUAUGAUCGGCAAAUAUUUCUUCACGAAGCGCCCUAUUGCUAACGGGUUGGCCAUGGCGGGCAGCCCGGUGUUCCUGAGCACCCUGGCGCCUCUCAACCAGUAUCUCUUCAACCACUUUGGGUGGAGAGGCAGCUUCCUCAUCCUCGGCGGCCUGCUGCUAAACUGCUGCGUGGCCGGUUCCCUGAUGCGACCGCUGGGGCCGCCACCCAACAAGGCCAAGAAGGACGAGCCGCUGUCGCCCAUCGCAACCACAACAAAAGAAAAGCUCUCCUUAUGGAAAAUAGUCAACAAAUACUUGGAUCUGACGCUCUUCAAGCAUCGCGGCUUCCUCAUUUACCUGUCGGGGAACGUCAUCAUGUUCCUGGGUUUUUUUGCUCCCAUCGUCUUCCUCGCGGCCUACGCUAAGGACAUGGGCAUUGACGAGUACUCCGCUGCCUUUCUGCUCUCCAUUCUAGCCUUCGUGGACAUGUUUGCAAGACCAUCCAUGGGGCUGCUAGCCAACUCCCGAUGGGUCCGGCCCAAGAUCCAGUAUUUCUUUAGCUUUGCAGUUCUGUACAAUGGCGUUUGCCACAUCCUCUGUCCUCUGGUUGAAAGCUACACUGGCUUGGUGGUCUAUGCCAUAUUCUUUGGAUUUGCCUUUGGUAUGGUCAGCUCCGUAUUGUUUGAGACGCUGAUGGACCUGGUGGGAGCGCAGAGGUUCUCCAGUGCUGUUGGACUUACCACCAUUGUGGAGUGCUGCCCAGUUCUUAUUGGUCCUCCUUUAGCAGGGAAGUUGGUGGAUGUAACCAAAAACUACAAAUACAUGUACUUCUGCUGCGGCGCCAUCGUGAUUCUGGCCAGCAUUUGGCUCUUCAUCGGAAACUUCAUUAACUACAGACUUUUGGACCGUGAGCGCAAACAUGCAGAAAUGUACAAGCGGACUGAGACGGAAGAUCCGGACCGGGCUCAGGAGGAGAAGGAGGUUGACGAUGGAGGUCAGGCCUCCGUGGAAUUGGUCGACAAAAGUCAGACAGACAAUCAACUUAUGCAGCGGGAGACCAACAUCUAGAAGGCUCUGGUCUGCCGACAGCUCACCGACAGUUCAUCCAACAGCUCACCCGACAGCUCACUCAACUGCUCACCCGACAGCUAACCCGACAGCUCACUCAACUGCUCACCCGACAGCACACCCUACAGCUCACUAGAUAGCUCACUGGACAGCUCACCCGACAGCUCACUGGACAGCUCACCGACAGCUCACUGGACAGCUCACUGACAGCUCACUAGGCAGUUCAUCCGAGAGCUCACCGACACAAACUUUCCAAACCUUCCAACACCGUCAGGAUCAGUUUCCCCACCAGGAGGCGCCUCUCAGCUGUCCUCUGUUAAGUUUCUGACUUCAACUGCCAAAAUCCUUUGAGGGAAGCUGUGAGACGCGUUAGUCAGUGAGCGAUAGCCACAAACUUAUUCUAGAUUCUUUCCUGCCACAGUUGCUCCGAGGAUCAAGUCUUCAGGCAUUCACUUGAUGUAGAAACAGGUUUAUAUUAAUCUUCCUUCAGAUCAAGCUUUGCUGAAAGGCAGUUUACCUCGCAGACUUGAAUGUUUCUUUCAGAGACCACCGUCAGCUAGAAAUUCCUACGGAGUCUCGUUUGUCCGGUCCUUGUCGUCACCGGUUCUCUAGUGUUGGGCUCAGCAGCUGAGUUCAUGAGCCUCCUCACGGUUGCAGAUGAGAGCAGGUCAGUCACCAUUAAACAUGUUUUUGUGUUUCUGUAAGAACUCAGUUUUUCAGACCAGUUCUGUUUAUUAACAAACUCCAUUCUGGUUGGAAUGAUUUCAAUUCUGAUCAGAAGAGUUCAAAAUAAUACUCCAACAUUAACAAUGUACUCAAGUUUCAGGAGUGAACAUGUCGAAGUCUACUCAGGAGAAACCGUCAGUUCAAAGUUGUUACUCAAAGUAUAGUGGUCCCUCGUUUAUCGCUGGAGUUACCUUAAAAAAAAAAAAAACUAACAGUCAAUUAUAAUCUCUCGUCUUAAAGUCUCUCAAAGCUCAAACUUUUGUAGAAAAAUGAGUGGGCUGCACUGUGGUGUAGUGGUCCCCACUCUUGCCUCACAGCGAGAAGGUCCUGGUUUGAAUCCCAGCGGGUUCUUUCUGUGUGGAGUUUGCAUCUUCUCAUUCAUGUGAGGAUUUUCUUCGGGUUCCUCCCACCGCUCAAAGAGAGGCUUCACAGGUUCAUGGGUCAUGCUAAAUUGUCCCUUGGUGUGCAAGUGAGUUUAACCCUGUGGCCUGCAACAGAUUGGUGACCUGUCCAGUGUGUACCCCUCCUUUGCCCAACAGAAGCUGGGAUAGGCUCCAGCAACCCUGUGAUCCCAAAAGGUCCUCAGGAGCUUCUGAAGAUGGAUGGAUAGAUCUAAAGUUCUUCUAGCGAUUAAAGAUUCAUGUAAAUUUGUUAAGCUGAAUGUAUUCUAUAUUGGAGACACAACAACAUUGAUUGACAGUUGUCUACAGCCAAUCGGGACACAGCACACAAUGCACUGUAAACAUUUUUGAACUUUGUGAGACCAUAAAAGGUAAAACCACGAUCCAUCAAGGGACCACUGUAACUGUAAACUUAUUUUUUUCUUCCAGUAUCUGAGUGAAUUCUCUGAAGUCUCCAGCAUGUUUGACCUUAGAAUUAGGAAUGGAAGUGAUGCCACACCCCUUCUGACAUAUCGUAUUAGCAUGUUUAGCUACGGUGAGAUAAAAACAAACCCAGAAGUUCUUCAGUUGGCUUCUGUUCUAAUCAGUGAUCACAUUGACAACCUCUUCAGCUGCGUGUUCAUGCUGGAGCACCUCUCCUCUCGUCUCGUGGAACUGCUCUAAGUAGCAAAGUAAAAUCCAGACACUGCCGUCUUUUGUCCCAUUUCUCUCUUGGUUACAGGGAAACGGUUGUUAUUGCUAUCAGACAUUAUUCAUGAUCGCCCAAAUACUUCAUGUUUAGAAGUAUGGUUGUAGUAUAAAACAUGGCCUUUGGCCCUCUUCUGUCACCUUUGGUAUUAAACGUCCAUUUGGUUGUUACUGUCAACACAAAACUAUGACAACAUGUCAGGGUUUUAUUGAUAAAUUAUUUUAAAAAGUAAGUUGCCAAAAACACAUGGAAGACACGGGCAAACGCUUCCACAAAGCCAUAAAGCUCUAGAUUCUCUUGAUGAUUUCAGGUUUUAUUUUCUACACAUAUCAGACAUGUUUAAUACUGAGGUCACAAAGAUCAAUCUCCAGAUGUUUAGUGAGAUCCUGGCCCGUGCAUCCCCCUCACUGUCGGUCUGAAACUUCAGGGUCACACGUUUUUAUUGAACUGCACCUUAUCUGCCCUUGAUCCCCCCCACUCCCAUCACCCCCCCGGACAGAUGUGUUCACAGCCGGGGAUGCUGGUCCUGCGCCGCCCGCCCGGGCCCGAGCAUGGCUGUCAGAUCAGCUCAUAAGACGUGAAACGUCUCCUUGCUCCACAUCCCCACACUCAUAUAUAGUAUGCCGCGGCAAAAGAAAAAUGGUUGCGCUUCAUUUCCAACAUUGUUAUAAAACUGCUGCAAUUCAGUGAAUUUAAUUACGGUUGAAUGUAAUUUCCUCUGUGGGCCUUAAUAAGGUAUUAAUGACCAAAAUCCAUCUGGAUAAUAGGGUUUUUUCUACAUGCAGAGCCCGGGAGCAAUAUAUGUACUCUCAUAGUGGAAUGCAAAUACACAGGGACAUUGAAGUGGGUACAUUCUAUCAUACAUUGCCUUAAAUGCAAUGCAGUGUCAUGAGACCAGGGCGAGUGGAGAGUUCAUACUUGAUUGUGUUCUAUAAAAAUGAUCAACCUUUGGCUAAAUGUGAACCACUUUAUUUUAUUGUAUCUUUUUGAAGUUGUGAUAAACUAUCAAACUUGAGAGAAAUCUGCUUCCUUUGGGACAUAUCUGCACUUGAAGCUUUAGGUCGUCGUGUAAAGCAGUGGUCCUCAACCCACAGGCUGUGGACCGGUUCUGGUUCUAGUCCUGGUACGCAGACGCAGCACAGAAAAAUGACAUUCUGUUUAAGUAUUAUCUUAUUCUGAGAAAAGUUUUAUUUUGUAAAACUAGUGGACUUUGACUCAGUCUAGAUCUGCAACUUUCAGCACUUGCAGAGUCAUUCGGGUCGAUUUCUCACUGACUAUAAAAUAAAAAAGACACACAGGGAAGCAGGGAAGACACAAAAUAUUGAUUUAUAUUUAUGUAUUUGUUACUAUUAUGAUAAAUAUUAAUGAACUAUUUUAGGAUAAUGUAAGUGUUUUGAUGCACGUUUGCAUGAAUAGACAUGACGAGAUUGAAUGGAUUCACAGCUAAUAAACGGUUGCGGACCACUGCAGUAAACUGUCCUCCACGUCUAUGUGGGGUGAAGGUUGUAAAAAACCAAGGGGAUGAAACUGCAUGUACACAUAAACUGCAUUUGACUAUUGAGUCUAAUCAAUUGUAGAGGAAAUCAAUCAUUUAUCGUAAGAAAAGUCGUAUUAAAAUUCCAGCUCUGUGGUUGACGUCUACAGACACUUUCCUCCCCUUCAUGUUUCUGAGGCUCCGUUGCUCCACACACUUCAGAAUGUAAACAUUUCAGAUCAGUGUGGAUAUUACGCACACCGGGGUUCUGUCUGUACCUAAAGAAUGCCUGUAAUGUUCAUGCCCUUUCCAGGUGUUAAGUGUUUAAACAUGUAUUUGUGCAGAAAAGAUGAUAAUUGUUUUUGCCAUAAUAAGCCAACCAAACAGUUUUAACCAUGAAAUGUUUCCAAGCAGUCAUGAACAAAGAAAACGUGUUUUAGCUACACAUGUAUGCAUAUCAUGAAGUCUUGUGUCUGCACGUGUAAAGUCACGCACAUCCAUGUGUUGUUUGGAGAUACUGCUUUCAGCUGUAAAUAAGUAUAUGAAUGAGUUCCUAGAAACAAUGAAGGUGACACAUUUAUUUUUCCCGGAUGUAGCCUGAAUUGUACCAACUGUUUCUCCACAGUCUGAGCGAUUCCUAAAAUGCACUUUGUUCACCAGCAAAGAAUGCCACCGGAAAUAAGAAGCUCUCUAAUGCUAACAAACAACACAAAUCCACAAGAAGGUUUUCCUGCUUGCACUGAAUGAGCCGAGACGGAGCGCUGUGAUGAGGGAAAGCUGUGGUCAUGCUGGCCCUCCAAUAACACUGCCCCAUGACUGUUUCUUAUCUUAAUACUGGGUUCACACUAAACCUGAUUUGCAUCAAAUUCACGUCGGUCUUAAGCUACGCUUUUACUGCCUCGACACCCACGUUCAAGCGACCACUUUAGAUAAAAAGUCAAUGUAAACACAUGACCAUGACCAUCUCAGGGUUCGCUCAGAAGUUGCAUUCAGUCGUAGCUACACACGUUUUUAACCCUUUAACACCGGCAUUCCAGUGUUUAUGCUCUCCUGCAGAAUCUUCUGAUUUUCUCCUUCAAAAUCUGCUGGAAUUAUCGUGUAUUAUCGGUACCAGGUUUGGGCACCGGGUUCGGGUACCGGUACGCUCUGCUUCCCGGUACUGGAUCAGUUUCGGUUCGCGGCCUUGAGGCUGAGGUAAUUUCAUGGGAACAUACAGCAUUUUAAAAUAAACAUCAAGUUGGGGACUCCCAAACCGUCAAAAAGUGACACAGAGGGGUCCUUAACCGAACGUCAAUAUGUGGCAAGGAGGGAAUGACAAUGUGUUGGUCAGGGGCAAAUUUUCAAGUGGGAGGAGCUACAGCUAACCAGUAACUUACAGGCUCUCUGUAUUGUGGCAGACAUGGAUGGUGCUGAAAGUGUAGCUUGGAUUUAUUCAUCUUGGAGAGCUCUACAAAAGUGCUGGAAAGCGCGAUAAGCUCCUCCUUCAUGUUGGUUUUUGACCCCUCCCACUGAUUGCAUCAUCAACACGCCCCUACCAAAGCAGUGCUCCUGAUUGGUUAAUGGAAUGUUAUUUUUUGGCAGACAUGGAUGGAUAUAAAUAAAUGUGAUUCUUGAAAAUGUG